AUGUAUGACUUUUUUAUUUUAAGGGGAAUUGAAAGUAGAAGAAAAGCGUCAUGGGAGUGCUGCAGCAACCACGUCAAAGACAACGGACGACCUCACCCAACCAUUACUUCUACGCACACUAAUAACACAAACAAUAACAUUAACAAUGUCAAUACCAGCAACAAUAACGAUGAUGAUAACAACGCCUACAACCUCACCAAACCAACAGAUACCACGCUCAUAAUAAAUAACACAAACAAUAACACUACUAACGUGAACACCAGCAACGCUAACGAUGAUGAUAACAAUGCCGACGAAGGCAACGCUAACAAUGAUAGCGAUAGCAACUUUAUUGAUAAUCAACAUAACGAAGAUAUUGUAAAUAAUACGAAUCACAAUAACGAUAAAGGUCACGGUAUAAACACACCAAGUAACGAUACGAAUGUACAAAUUACGAUUACAACGACUACAGCAACAACAUCAGACUCUGUCCAGGAACCUAUUAUGAAGCGCCCAAGGAGUUCAACAUGUACCCAAGGCACUACUCAAAGAGUGGUUAUAGGUAUAUUUAGAUAUUGUUAUACUAUCUUGAUCAUGAGUGUUUGUUGCCAAUUAAUAACAUUACAAUUGACGAGCUUGGAAUGCACUUACUUGCAUAUUGUUUACAAAAUUUCAAAUAACAUAUGUUUUCAAUAUUAUAUUCUCAUUUUGAACUUGUACUACUGUAUAUUUUUGAUAACCUGUGUUACAACCUACCAGACGAAGGGCUUUAAACGUGAAAACCUGUUCUUAAUUUUUAAAAGUUAAUGUAAAGACGCUUUGUUUAAUACAUUUUGAACUCAGCUCUACAGUUGUAAAAUAUGAUUAGAUAUAUAUUACUACUGAUUCAGAAUUUCUAACACUUUCCCGGUUCGCCAUGCUUGUAAAUUAAUGCAGACUAGAGAUUCAACUAGGAAGUUCGGAAGGUGUGAAAUAUUAAUAACAUUCCAAUGGUUGCGUCUGACCUUUGGAAUGCAGGCCUGUGCAGAACGUAUGCACAGAACGGACUUUACAUCACCUUUAAGUGGCUACUUCCUAUAUAUAAGAUUGUCACAUCGGAUAUCGAAUUCAACAGUUUGUAUAUACAGUACUCUGUGUGUCCCCGAACAUUUUGUAAAUUUGCAUGUGUCCCGAAUUUGUUUGAUAUAAGGUUGCGUAAAAGCUAGAAGUAAUACUCGACUUCCGACUUUACAAGGAUUUGAACUAACUUCUCAAACUGAUCGAUUAUGUAAUUUGCCUGAAUUUCAAAGCACUAGCAUAUUAAUUUCUUUCGUGUUUUCUAAUGGAUUAUUGAUGAUUUAAAGUACAGGGUGUAUAAAAAAGAAGACCUUUAGAAAUUAGCCUAUUGUUAUACUUUCAAUUCCCAAACACUAUACACGCUAAGCCACGGGGGCGUACAAACACGAAUUAUUUAAUUGAAUUUUAUGCAUGGGAAAUUAUUUUUAAAAGAUCUUCCAUUUCAUCCAACAUGUCAACAUAUGAAUUAAUACACUUGUUCAUUAAUUUAACGUAGCGCUUAAGUCUUAAUACAAGUGUCAAAUAAAACCCCCAUUUCUUUCAACACAAUGCCAAUGUGCUGUUACCCUGGAUUCCAGAGCCUUCGACAGUAAAUAAUAAAUUGAAAUGUUGUGAAGGCUCUGGUUCAACAGGGCGAUUCUUUGAUUAAGCCGCGCCAAUCACAUUUCAAUUUAUUAUUUACUGUCGAAGGCUCUGGAAUCCAGGGUAAUGCGCUGUUCGCUUGUGCAUACAACAGAUAUUGUAAUGUAUGCAUGUACCUAUCAAUAUUUUACGCAUCCGUACACUUGGCAUGGUUCAGGCAUUGAAAUUAUGACAUUAGGACAAUUUCUGAUCAUGUAUUUGUACUUAAUUUUUAUUUAUUAUGGGGAUAUUUGCAUGGUUUUCUGAUUGGUCUAAAAAAAUUACCAAUCACAACGCAAAGAACAGAACAAGAAGUUAGGACCUUUGAACAGAAGUGAGGAACAUUUAAUUAAUUAGCUUAGGAACAUUGCAAAUUCCAUCCAAGGAUUUGCACCUUAGCAAACAUGCAAAGCAAUUAGGGAAAUUCCAAAUGAGUUAUGAACUCAAAAGAGAAACGCUUUACAUAGUUUACCUGUAACGAUAUUUGGUAAAUGUCAUUUGACGACCGCUACAACUGAAAACAGUAACUGUAACGUGCAUCUCGCGUUUGGUGUGACAAAUAUUGCAGCGUUGUAAAUAUACCUUCAAGCAGGGGAUGCAUUAUGAUACUGACAGCCCCAGAAGUGGAAAACAAUAUGCAUAAGAUGUGGUGUAGCAGAAUCCGAGUCCUUCGCUUUUUUCUUGUUUAUAACUUUCUAAUAUUACUGAUUUUCUGCAUGGGAACAUAUGCUAUUGUAGAAAUCCUGCCACAUUUUCAUUUUUAAUUUUGCUACUUGUUGAUGUUGUUGUUACCUCCGCCAGGAGGUUAUGUAAUCAUCUGAUUUUGUAUGUGUAUGUGUGUGUGUGUGUUUGUCUGUGAGCACGAUAACUCAAGAAAUACCAACCAUAUCCAUACGAAAUUUUUUGAAUGUAUUUCCCACCGGCUAAGGAAGAACUGAUUAAAAUUUGGUUGAAUUUGGUUAAAAAUUCAAUGAGAAAUAACAAAAGUUUGUCUUGCUUUUCCCGGUCAAUUAAAUAAAACUUUAUACUGAAUGCGUAAUUAGGACGUGUAUAAUUUAUGCACCAGCCAUUCCAAUAACAAUAGAUUACUUCAAUAGUUUGCGCGUAGGGCGGAGGUAUGCAGUCUCUGAGUGCCCUCUAGUUUUUCUAAUGGUUUGCCUUAGUUACCUUGUGGAUAAAAAAUUACUAAAUAUAUGAAACCUUCACUAAUAUCUCGCAUAAUUUUAGUAUCGAACUGUCUCUAAGCCUCAUUUUGUAUAAUUUCUUGGAAUUAACAACGACCACAUGUUUAAAAAUAAAACAAUUUUAUUGUUUACAACGUUUCGGAGUGUUACUCCAUCUUCAGGUAAUAGAGAUUGCCACCGACUCCUAAACGUUGUAAACAAUAAAAUUGUUUUAUUUUUAAGCAUUUGUGGUCGUUGUUAAUUCCAAGAAUUGAAAUAAUAUCUCAUGUAAAUGAAAUCAAUAUCACACCACUUUGGCUACAUUGGUUUUGAAGACUUUCGUUUCAGGUCAUCAAUUGUUUGUGAAUAAUAUCAAAUGUUAGAAACGUGCUGUUUCGCAACAACCAUGGAGUAUUUCUACAUUAUUAACUAUCUAUUGUUAUCUUUAUUUAUUUUAAGACGAAGGUUCAAAAUUAAUGGUAUUGGAUAAAGACAAGAAAGCUCAAGCUUUAUGCACAUUGUUUUCUAUGAAAACAUUGCACAACCAUGUUUUACCAAAAGGUCAUGUUGGUAUCGCAAUUUAUUACGUUGUACCAGAUUGUACGCUUAAGCCAGUUUGUCCAACAGAGUUUGAUGGGGACGUCAUUGAGAAGGGUGGCUAUUACAUCUGGCCGAUUGAGUUGUUGGCAUCCCACGAAAAAUUAUUGAACGGUGAAUUUGUAAAUAUUGUAAAUAAUUAAGAGGCUGUCUGCCUAAGAGCGGUCCAAUCGUUUUCGCGUCAGAAAUUAAAAGUCCUUCUUAAUUUUUCACUUAAAAGGACUUGAUGUGUAAGUUUCAAAAUGGGUAUUCUUUUGAGCUCAAUCUUUUUUCCGUUCAGACACAAGACCGAUUUCGUUUUCUAGACUAGACAUCCAUUUUGAGGCCGAUUCCGUACCCGAAAUUUGCGAAAAUCUAGAGGUGCGCUGCAGGAAAACAAACAAGUGUCAGCAAAACAUUUCUAUACCAUAAUAUUAAGAUACAUUUUAAUAGUUCAUGACUGCAAGAUCGUGGACAAACAUAAAAAUAUAAAUAAACUAAGCCCACUGAAAGACGCCUGUAUGCUAAGGCGAUCCGAAUAUACUAAAAAAUUACCCAAAAUUAGAGGCUAAAAUCUCGAAUUCGGCACCGAUAUUGGGGACAAAUCACAUUCUAUAGUCGAGAUCUUACCUCGUGCUGAUAGUUUAUUAUAUCAAAGUUGUGGGUAUCGCUUUGAAUUUGACGCGAGUUGAACUUCCGUCUCGAGUAAUACGCCAUUGUUUACAAUAUCUUGUUGUCAAGUCACGGGCGCAGAGAAAUAUUCAAACACGCAUUAUAGUAAUUAUACGGCAUUCCCAAGCACAGUUUUAUCCAUAGAAGCAUCUUUGACGUGUAAUUCUUUCAAAUUUUUCUCUUGGACCAGUGUUUUAGCGAAAGAAUCAGAAUUAGUGAGCCGUGUUUAA
Molecule: messenger RNA, 4297 nt
Organism: Paramuricea clavata
Lineage: Eukaryota; Metazoa; Cnidaria; Anthozoa; Malacalcyonacea; Plexauridae
Source: the annotation of a GenBank genome assembly